Messenger RNA from Numida meleagris (helmeted guineafowl), 6147 nucleotides. It is a transcript of the gene SMG6, whose product is annotated as SMG6, nonsense mediated mRNA decay factor. Gene Ontology annotation, molecular function: telomeric repeat DNA binding; telomerase RNA binding; protein binding. Gene Ontology annotation, cellular component: telomerase holoenzyme complex. Bases 1 to 4278 code for a protein of 1425 amino acids. Lineage: Eukaryota; Metazoa; Chordata; Aves; Galliformes; Numididae. The record is from RefSeq and is a predicted model, not a curated record. Gene Ontology annotation, biological process: nuclear-transcribed mRNA catabolic process, nonsense-mediated decay. The transcript is spliced from 19 exons.
AUGGCGGACGGGCUGGAGCGCGUCCGCGUCUCGGCCGCGGAGCUGCGGGACAUGGUGGCCGCGCAGGCCCGCGCCGGGGCCUCCGGAGGAGCAGAAAACAUGAAGGAGGUGAAGGAGCCACGGCAUCGCAAAGACAACAGGCGCCCAGAUCUGGAGAUCUACAAGCCUGGCCUCUCCCGACUGAGGAGCAAACUUGUGUCACCAAAGCACGAGGCCUCUGAGAAGGAAAGGAGCGGAGCUGAGGAAGGCAAGGGAGAGAGUGGCCCUUCAGGAGGAGGAUCCUUCAGCAGAAGAGCCUCCAGUCAUGGAGAACUUCAGCAUGGUGACAGCCACAACCAGAACGGUCCUUCACUGGGAAACGAAGAGGCAGAGACUAAAGGUGGUCUUCAGAGCCAGGAGAACUCGUGCACGCAGCUUGCUGUGGAAGAAUCUUGUGCCAAGAUCACGAGGAGAGCCAAGAAGCCAGACCAGCAGAUCUAUCAGCCAGGGAAGCGUCUGCAUUCGGCUGCUAAAGAACUCGCCCUACGGUCGACUACUGAGGAAAUCAGCUCUAAGAUGGAACAGCUGAGAGUUGAAGGAGAUGAGGAGACUCAGAAAGGUACUGCGGAAGACAACAACAGGAAAACCAAGUCAAACAAAGAGGAUAGAGAGGGAAGCCAGGCAGGGGAUGGAGUGAAAACCUCUAGGGUAGAUAAAGGAAGACGGCUAGAGCGAAGUGACAGGAUGAGGAGAGCACACGAUGAAGUGACACAGGGGAAGCUGGGUGCUACAAAGCGGUACUCCCGCUCUGACAAGCGGCGGAGCCGAUACCGCACGUGCAGCACAAGCUCAGCUGGAAGCAACAAUAGUGUAGAUGGAGCCCCGCUGGUGGAUGGGAUGGAGAGACGGCAGGAGCGUGCUAGAAUACGUCCUAGGAAGCAGCUCUCUGCAUCCUCCACUGACUCCUUGGAUGAUGACAGAAUUGAUGAGGCAGAAGCGUAUGUCUCCAGCAGGAUUUCAGACAGGAAAAAGCGUUCAGAGCAGAGUCGAGCUUCUAGGAGCGAGAGUGAGUGGAGCAGCAACGGCAGGGAAGUCAAGGGACACUUCCGAGUCACAUUUGACAGCAAGACUAUGAACAGGGAUAUCACUCUAGCAGACACAGAUAAAAAAAAGCCCCUGAAGGCGUUUGCUAGUUGCAAUGACUCAGAGACUUUGGAGGCGAGGAGCCAGAGCAGAGAGCCCCAGGGGAAGGGCCGUGGGAUUCUGUUCUUGCCUGCCAAUACAGACCUCUCUGCCAGUGCCACGGGUUCCCCCGAACCCAGUCACCCCGGGCCCCGGCUGCUGCUCGGUGGUGCUGGCAGUAAGGGCUCCCGAAGUCGGGGCCGAGGUGGCACCGCUCGCAGGUUGUGGGACCCCAACAACCCGGACCAAAAACCCGCCCUGAAGAGCCAAACCCCGCAGCUUCACUUCCUAGACACGGACGACGAAGUGAGUCCCACCUCCUGGGGGGAAGCCCGCCAGGCCCAGACAUCCUAUUAUAAGUUCCAAAACUCUGACAACCCUUACUAUUACCCUCGAGCUGCCGGGCAAGGCCCGCAGUAUCCUUACAGUGGGUACUCCCUGCAGUAUCCAAUGGGUCCAAGCAAUGGCGUGUACCCAGGAGCCUAUUACCCUGGGUACCCCGGCCAGGCAGGGCAGUACAUGUGUGGCCCACUCACCCCAGCUCCUCUGAGUCCUGAGAUGGAGCAGCAGAUGCGGAACAUGCAGCAGCAGGAGCUCAGCAAACUCCUCCGCGAGGCUGGGAACCAGGAGCAGCAGCUCAGCAAUCUACUUUCCAGAGACCGCAUCAGCCCAGAGGGGCUGGAGAAGAUGGCCCAGCUGAGGGUGGAGAUGCUGCAGCUGUACGAGCGGUGCAUUUUGAUGGAUAUCGAGUUCUCUGAUACCCAGAAUGUGGACCAGCUGCUGUGGAAGAAUGCCUUUUACCAAGUGAUUGAGAAAUUCCGGCAGCUCCUCAAGGACCCUCUGGGGGAAAAUGCCCAAGAAAUACGGAACAAACUUCUCCAGCUUCUAGAUGAGGGCACUGCCUUUUUUGACGGCUUACUCCAGAAGCUGCAGGUGUCGUACCAGUUCAAGCUGGAGGACUAUAUGGAUGGGAUGGCCAUCCGCAGUAAGCCUCUGCGGAAAAUGGUGAAGUAUGCUCUGAUCAGUGCCCAGAGGUGUAUGAUUUGUCAAGGGGACAUUUGCCGAUACAGAGAACAAGCAAAUGACACUGCAAACUAUGGGAAGGCACGCAGCUGGUACCUGAAGGCUCAACAAAUUGCUCCCAAAAACGGCCGCCCGUACAACCAGCUGGCACUCCUGGCCAUCUACACGAGGAGAAAGCUGGAUGCCGUCUACUACUACAUGCGCAGUCUGGCAGCUAGUAACCCCAUCCUCACAGCCAAGGAGAGCCUCAUGAGUCUGUUUGAAGAGACAAAACGCAAGGCAGAGCAGAUGGAGCAGAAGAAGCACCAGGCGCUGGAGCUGAGCCCCAGCCGUCGAGGGAAGGGCAAGAAGUCCACGCUGCGACAAGUCGGAGACGAUGCCACGCGGCUGGAGAUCUGGAUCCAUCCUUCCCACCCCCGCUCCUCUCAGGGCCAUGAGUCCGGCAGAGAUUCUGAGCAGGACAAUGGUCUUGGGAACCUCAGCCCCAGCGACCUGAACAAAAGGUUCAUCCUCAGUUUUCUCCAUGCCCAUGGGAAGCUGUUUACCAGGAUUGGGAUGGAGACGUUCCCUGCGGUGGCCGAGGAGGUCCUGAGGGAGUUCCAGGUCCUGCUGCAGCACAGCCCCCCUCCCAUCGGAAGCACCCGCAUGCUCCAGCUCGUGGCAAUCAACAUGUUUGCAGUGUACAACUCCCAGCCCAAAGAGUGCAUCUCUGAGGACUGCCGCUCCGUCAUCCAAGAACAGGCCACGGCCCUGGGGCUCUCCAUGUUUGCACUCCUGGUGAGGAGGUGCACCAGUUUGCUGAGAGAAUGCGUGCAAGUUCCACCACAAGAGGUGGAGCAGGAGGAUGAGGAGGAUGACAUCAAGGUCUCUGCCUUGCCCCAGGACCUGAAGGAGCUUCUCCCCAGCGUGAAGGUCUGGUCAGACUGGAUGCUUGGUCACCCCGACACCUGGAAUCCUCCACCGACCUCUCUCGAGCUCCCCAAACAGGUCUCAGUAGAUGUGUGGGCGACGCUGGCUGACUUCUGUAACAUACUGACCGCAGUGAAUCAGUCGGAGGUGCCCUUGUACAAGGACCCAGAUGACGACCUUGCCCUGCUUAGCCUGGAAGAGGAUCGGCUGCUCUCGGGCUUCGUUCCCCUGCUGGUCGCCCCCCAGGAGCCCUGCUACGUGGAGAGGACCUCGGACAAGGUUAUUGCAGCCGACUGCAAGAGGGUCACAGUUCUGAAGUAUUUCCUGGAAGCCCUUUGUGGACAAGAAGAGCCUUUGCUGGCAUUCAAGGGUGGAAAAUAUGUGUCAGUGGCACCCGUCCCAGACGCCAUGGGAAAGGAAAUGGGAAGCCAAGAGGGAAAACAACUGGAAGAUCAGAAGGAAGAUGAUGUGAGGAUUGAGGCAUUUGAAGAUGACUCAGAGGCUGAAGGCAGCGGAGGGGAGAUGGACAUCAAGGAACUCCGAGCCAAGAAGCAAGCGCUGGCCAGGAAGGUGGCAGAGCAGCAGCGUCGGCAGGACAAGAUUCAGGCUGUGCUGAAAGACCAGAGUCAAAUGAGGCAGAUGGAGCUGGAGAUAAGACCUGUCUUCCUGGUCCCAGACACCAAUGGCUUCAUCGACCACCUCAGCAGCUUGAUAACUCUGCUGGACUGCAGGAAGUUCAUCCUGGUGGUGCCCCUGAUCGUGAUAAACGAGCUGGAUGGCCUGGCCAAGGGCCCGGAGAUGGAGCACCGGGCUGCAGGCUAUGCCCGCCAAGUGCAGGAGAGAGCCAGGAAGUCCAUCGAGUUCCUGGAGGAGCGGUUCGAGGGCCGUGACAACUGCCUGAGGGCUCUGACCAGCCGAGGCAACGAGCUGGAGUCCAUCUCCUUCCGCAGUGAAGACACCACCGGCCAGCAGGGAAAUAACGACGACCUGAUUCUGUCCUGCUGCCUCCACUAUUGCAACGACAAGGCCAAGGAUUUCAUGCCCUCUAACAAAGACGAUCCCAUCCGUCUGCUCCGCGAAGUGGUUCUGCUGACGGAUGAUCGCAACCUGCGAGUCAAAGCGCUGACCCGCAACGUGCCGGUGCGGGACAUCCCCACCUUCCUCAAAUGGGCCCAGGAAGGCUGAGGGGGGCCGAGCGGGGAGGAAAAGCCCCUGAGUGAGUAACGCAGAGUGUUGCGGUGGGAGACCGGCUCCGCAGGCAGCCCUCACCGCGCCGCCGCCGCCUUCCAGCCCGCAACGAACAAUAAACGCCACGUCUUCAACCCACCCCACAUGGCCGUGCUGCGAAGGGCCCCCCCCCGCCCCACCGGGGGGGGUGCAGGCGAGCUGGGAAGGUCAUUGCCGUGGAUGGUUCACGCGGAGGCCGGGACGUUGAGUGUCCCGGCGGCCUUCGGGCGGUGCUGGAGCAGAGCUGGAGAGCCCUGCUGCGUAGGGAAGCUUUGGGUGACCCCGUGCCGGAUCGCCGGCCUUUCGCUUGGUUUGCUUGGUUGCGGAGAGCUCACGUCGCCAGUCGGUGUCUCUUUGGGUUUGUAGGCUCGUACAGGGCAGAGACCGGGGACACAACGGUGCCGACUUUGGGAUUGCUUGGUCUCGCUCAGCCCCCAAGAGCUGAGCCUUUGGGAGAUGCUGUGGACUUCAAGGGCAGGUCCCCUCCUGCCCAGCUGUGUGCCCCGCGCUCGCCAUCGUCCCUGCCCAGCCUGUUCCUCCUGCAUGUCUCAGGCUGUGCUGGUUCCCCAUCCCUGCCCCGCUACCACCCCACAGAGGGGAACGCUGCCUGCUGCUUGCGGAGGCGCUCGUCCUCUCUGAUGCAGGGUUUGCUUUUUCGGUUUCAUUUCAGACUUCAGCAUAGGAUCGCUUUCAGGUGUGUGCCCUGCCUGCUUUAUGGGGGAGGAGGGCUUUGAACACCCCUGGUCCCCCCGCAGCUGCUUUCUGUUCUGCUCCCCUCCCACAACAGACGUUACCUGUUCCCACCUCUCUUCCCCCUAUCCCUGGUUCCCACACUGCUACUUUUAGCCACGUUUUCAGCCCAAGGCUCAGCAUGAGGCCAGCAAAGCGCCCCGAGUCCCUGAGGAGCCCAGGACAGGCUGUCUGGGGAUGGGGGACGGGGCUGGUGAAGCCUGGGCAGUGCCUGGCCCCGAGCCCAGCUGUGAGGGUCCCCUCUUGAGUCACCCCGAGCCCUGCAGGGACACCGCUGCCUCCCGCACCACGUCACAUUGUCCCCACCGCCAAGCCCUCAUCCCCAUGACGCUCCAGAUACAGAAGCCACGAGGGAGCAUUUACCCACGAACUGGCACCCCUGGAGCUCUGGUCACGCCCCAGUCCCAUCAGCAGAGAGUAGGACUGACCCCAGGGCCACCUCUGGUUCCCACCGGCGCACUGCAGAGGAUGCAGCAGGACCGAGCUCGGUGUUUUCCUUUCCUGCGUGGGUGGCUCGGACCUGGUGUCUGCAGCAGAGCACGUUCAAGCAGGAAGCCCGCUGUCACCCGUGCCAGCCCCACGGCGAGGACCGAAGCGGGGCUCGGGGCCUCAGCGGCGCACACGGACGAGCAGGGCCGGUGCUCACCUGUACCAUACACGUGUCCUGGCACAGGGCUCAGCGCAGGUGCAGAACGGUGCAGACUGCGGGAUCCCCGAGCAGCGCCGGCACCUGCACCUGCAGGAGGGCACACGGAGCGGCCGCGGGCGAACGCGAGCACCCAGCGGGACCCAGCUCGAUGCCGUGGAAGCAGCCCACACCUGAGCACGGCGCUGGGUGCAAGCGGCGUGCGGAGCUGUCAAAGCUGAGCGCCUUGGAGAUGCCGUGUUCUCACCGCCCUGCUCGCUGCGCUGGAUGCUCGCCCCAUGGAGGGCUGGCUGGGCAGCACAGCGGGGUCUCACCGGGCUGAGUGCGCCGGGGCCACCUGCGCCCGGCCCUUUGUUGGGGAGGUGGCCACGUUCGGGUGAUUUCGUUAAGAUGGUUUUAAGCAUUUUUAGUAUUAAACACUUGUCUGCGCA